GAAGAAGAAGAAGAAGAAGAAGAAGAAGUUGAACACGCAGCACACGGAGUGUGUUAGCUUGAACAUAGCGGUGAUGAUUUUUCUAACUUCCAGAUAAACUGCAGCCACACAAAAAUGACAGACUACGCCGAAGAGCAAAGGAAUGAGCUUGAAGCUAUAGAGUCCAUCUACCCAGACUCGUUUACAGUGCUUUCAGAUGAUCCCACCAGCUUUACCAUCACUGUAACAUCCGAUGCAGGGGAAAAUGGUGAAACUGUGGAAGCAACAUUAAAGUUCACAUACGUAGAGAAAUACCCAGAUGAGCCACCGCUGUGGGAGAUCCACUCCCAGGAGAACCUGGAGGACAGUGACGUGGAGGACAUCCUCACCUUACUUCAGCAACAGGCAGAAGAAAACCUGGGCAUGGUGAUGAUUUUCACCCUGGUGACAGCUGUUCAGGAGAAACUCAACGAAAUUGUGGAUGUGAUGAAAAACAGACAAGAAGAGGAGAAACUGCGGAAAGAGAAAGAGGCAGAGGAAGCGGAGAAGGUAGCGUUCCAGGGCACAGUGGUAACCAUUGAAAACUUCCUGGCGUGGAAAGCCAAGUUUGAGCUGGAGAUGGCCGAGCUGAGGAGGAAAAAACAGAAAGAGGAGGAGCAGGCAGGAAAACCCAAGCUCACUGAAUCUUUCCCUCACCAGGUAAACAGCUGUUUGAGAGAGACCACAACCUGGACACAUCUGAUAUUCAGUUCCUUGAAGACGCUGGAAACAAUGUUGAAGUGGAUGAGUCACUGUUCCAGGACAUUGAGGAUUUGGACUUGGAUGAGGACGACCAAGACUUUGACCCUUUAGAGAUGGGCAGUGAUGAGGACUAAAGCAGGAGUAGGACAGAGCACUGCUGAGGACCAUGGAAUAUGAUCAUCUGACCAGACAGAUGAAGAAGAUCCAACAGCUGUAUUUAUUUUUUUAAAAGACUCACCGCAUCUUCAUAAAUACAACAUAUACACCCGUGAGUGUUAAUUUCUAUGCCUGAACAAUUAAAUUUACCAAGUAAAUGUCUGACUUGGUGCUGUUUGACAUGCAGUGCACCCCAGCGACAGACCAAUUAUUUGGCCAGCAGAUGGCAGUAAAAUAUCAAGUAUGGCCAGGGAAUGGACAAAGUAUUCAGAUGCUUUACUGUAGUAUAAGUAGCAAUACCCCAAUAUAUAAAUACAGUCCAUUACCAUCACAAGUCAGAUUACUGUAUUUAAACUUUUAUUUAAAUAAAAAUAAAGAAGUAUUGGAAGCAAAAUGUACUAUCAACUAUGAAAAUAAAAAGCAGCACCUGUUUCAAAGUUU
Messenger RNA from Siniperca chuatsi (mandarin fish), 1317 nucleotides. It is a transcript of the gene rwdd1, whose product is annotated as RWD domain containing 1. The coding region runs from base 115 to 831 and encodes 238 amino acids. Gene Ontology annotation, molecular function: protein binding. The transcript has 7 exons. The record is from RefSeq and is a predicted model, not a curated record. Gene Ontology annotation, biological process: cytoplasmic translation. NCBI's taxonomy places the organism in Eukaryota, Metazoa, Chordata, Actinopteri, Centrarchiformes, Sinipercidae.